Molecule: messenger RNA, 4274 nt
Organism: Leptopilina boulardi
Lineage: Eukaryota; Metazoa; Arthropoda; Insecta; Hymenoptera; Figitidae
Product: probable RNA helicase armi
Exons: 7
Coding region: 224-3952 (1242 amino acids)
Molecular function (GO): helicase activity
Source: RefSeq, a predicted model, not a curated record
UCUCAAUCACGUCAAUUCGGAAUUACAAGUUCAGAAACAUCAGAAACGUGCAAGUCGUGAAUUACACAUUAAACGAGUACAAUCAUUACGAAAGGAAUUAGAUUAUUUAAAAGCAACUGAGUGGAAAUAUCAGCCAAUUGAUCGAUGAUCACACCAAUAGUGAAUAAUUGAAAUUUAGAAACAAAUAUAAGAAUAUAAAAGAAGGUCAAAAAUCAAAGGAACCAUGUUUUCGGCGGUGACAUCGUUUUUUGCUAAUCUAUUUUAUAAAAAUCAUGAUCCACCAAUGGAUAUGGCGGAUAUUGAUAAAAUUUUAAGUGAUCUCGAGAGAGAAAAUAUUGAAACAUCAUCGCAGGUGGAAGAAAUUUUAUAUCAAAAUGAAGAAAGUUGCUUUUAUGCAUCAGGAAUAGUAUCAGCAGUUCGAGAUGAUUAUGUUUUAAUAGAUAAUAAAUAUUUAUGUGAUAUAAAUCGAGUUGAUUUUCAAGUUAAAAUUGGUGAUAAAAUUCGUUAUUUUGCUUAUCAAUUAGAUAAAAAUAAGGAACUAAAGAUACAUAAAAUUAUGCAUCACGAUAAUUUAUCCUGGGAUGAGGAGAAUAAUGAUGAUAAUAUGGAAAUUAUAAAGAAAUCAGAGCCAAUUGUUAAAGGACAAAUAAUGAAUAGAACACUAGUUGGCAAAGUAAUGAGACGAGAAGGAAGAUCAGUUUUUAUUGAACCACACAAUAUUAAUUUUAAUUUAGAUAAUGUUCGUUCUGAAUUUAUUCCUUUAGUUGGCGAUUGGGUGAAUAUUAGUUCACACGUGGAAGUUAGUGGCGAUGCUGCCGAUUUGACUGGUGAAAUUUUAGAAGUCGAAAGUAUUUCACCAUUAAGAUCAAAAUUACAUACUGGAAUUAUUACCGGUUAUAAUAUUGGCACAGGAGUUGGUGUUAUCGAUAGAACAACGAUAUUUACAAAAACAGUUUGCGAGCCCGGUUAUAUUCCAUGUGUGGGUGAUAAAAUUGUCACCGAUAGCAUUGAAAGUGAUCAAGGUGCUUUUGCCUGGCGUUCAUUGACCAUUGUUCCUCUGUCGUCUAAUAAGAAUGCAAAUAAUGAUUUGAAUUUAACGAAAAAUAAUGAUGUGGAUCAAAAUGAAUUGGGAAAAGAAGAGGAAUUUGGUUUAAUAGUGACGAAAAAUUUAGAAUUAUCCCUUAAUAUGAAUGCGGAACAGGAGAUAAUUGUUAAAAUAGAAAAUAAUGGAAAUUAUAAACAGACAUUGGUAAAAUGUUUAUUUUUAUCAAGAAAAAUGGAAUCACAAUUAACAUUACAUUCGCCAAAUAUUAAUACGCAAAUUAUUUUAAAACCAGGUGAAGAAAUUUUAUAUAAAUUCAUUUGUAAAGGAAAAUUUUUAGGUUUAUCGAGGGAGAAAUUUCUCUUUAUUUUUGAACGAAUUAAAAUUGUUCGAACAUUUCAUAUAAAAGUUCAACCCAAGCAAAAUGUUCAACAACAAGAACAACAAAAUUUUGGCAAUGGCCUAAGAAAAAAUAUUGUUGCCAAACAAGAUGUAUUUGACGAUACUGGUUAUAUUCAUGGAAUAAGACCAUGCAAGGCACCAGCUUUUAUUGCCGUUCGAAGUGGUAUAUUUAAAAUACCACAGGUAUGUUGGGAUUUGGUACUGGAAGCUGAAAAUAGUCGUGAUAAUCAAGUUGAACGAGAGAAUUUAAUUGGUCAUGGUUUACCAUGUUUGUUGGAAUCAUUGGCUAUGCAAAAUUAUAGAAAUAAAUUUCACAAUCUUUUGUAUUUGGAAGAAAUUGCUCAAAAUAUUUUAUUGCAAAAAUAUGAAAUGGACAGUGCGAUUCUUACAUAUUGCGGUGAAUAUCUUGGUUUAACUGUUCCGGGACUUGCUGAAAAACGACCGUCACUAAUUAUUGGCGAUAAGGUGAUUGUCACCUUUAAAUGGGACUCAUCGAAAGGUAACAUAAAAUAUGAAGGAUUCAUUCAUAAAGUAAGAAGUUCUGAGAUUUUAUUAAAAUUUAAUCCCAAAUUUCACGACGAUUAUAGCGGUGAAGAUUGUCAAAUUAGUUUCAAAGGUUCAAAUAGCACUGUGAGACGUUGUCACGAUGCUAUUAAUUUAGCGGUAACACAUCUUGGACCGGAAUUUCUCUUUCCCAAUAAGGUUAUACAAAAGGAGCCACAAUUUCAUAUUACUGAAAUUGAAGAAGAAAAUUUAACAAAAACUUGUGUAAAAAAUCACAAAAGAAAUGAAUCAAUCUCAUCAAAUUGUUCAACAACGUCAAAUAUUGAAUUAUCCGAUGACAAUGUAGUUAGAUCACCACCUAGAGUCUCAGUUAUUGAAAGACUAUUUCAUACAAAACCAUAUUCUUCCUCAUCUGAUAAAAAUGUUAAUGGCGUAGAAUUUAUCGUUUCUAAAAUACAGUCCUCUAAUAAAUAUGACAAUGAUGCCGAUAAUAAAGUGAACAAAAAUUUACCAAACAAUUGUAAAAAAAAUUUCACCAAUGACACGAGGAAGAAUAAUUUGGAAAAUGUUGAAUUAAAAUUAAAGAAACGAAAAUUAAGAUGGUACAAUAAACAUUUGAAUAUUUAUCAAAAAAGAGCUGUGUUAAAUAUUUUAAAAGGUCAUGCACGACCAUUGCCUUAUGUUAUAUUUGGUCCGCCAGGAACUGGAAAAACAAUUACACUCUGUGAGGCAAUUCUUCAAAUUUUAACAACAAUUUCCGAUAGUCGACUUAUGAUUGCCACACCGUCGAAUAGUUCGGCUAAUCUUAUUGCUGAACGAUUAUUGGACAGUGGAGUUCUUAAACCUGGCGAUAUGGUACGACUCGUUGCCCAUCAUUAUCUGACAGAGGGGAAAAUUCCAGAGAUACUUAUUCCAUAUUGUGCAACUGGAACACUUCAAGAAGAACGAAGUGGCAAUCAAAUGAAAAUUGAAGACACUGGAUUUAAAACAAAUUGCACAGCAAGUGUUUUGGGCCGUCAUCGAAUAACAAUUGGCACAUGUUCAGCAUUAGGAAUAAUUUACAAUAUGGGCCUAGCGCGAGGACACUUCACACAUAUUCUUGUCGAUGAAGCGGGCCAAGCAACUGAACCCGAAAUUAUGAUACCCUUAACUUUUGUUCACUCGAAUAAUGGACAAGUGAUUUUAGCUGGUGAUCCAAUGCAACUUGGUCCCGUUGUACAAAGUAAAUAUGCCACACAUUUUGGAUUGGGUGAAUCAUUUCUCUCGCGAUUAUUACAACGAUUCCCCUAUCAGAGAGAUACUGAGGGUUUUGAGACUGGAUAUGAUCCUCGACUUGUUACCAAAUUAUUAGUAAAUUAUCGUAGUUUACCGGAAAUUUUGGAGCUACCGAAUUCAUUGUUUUAUGAUUCGGAAUUAAUUUCUGAGGUGUCGAGUACCAGAAGUAACGAAGCAAUACUUUUAAGUAAAUUAGCUUUAGAUUUACCAGAGAGAUCUGGAUUGCCACCUGCAAUUGUGUUUCAUGGUGUUAAUGGAGUUAAUUAUCAACUACCUGACAGUCCAAGUUGGUAUAAUCCACACGAAGCGACUCAAGUUUAUUUUUAUCUUUUAAGAUUGUUUGAUCGUGGUCUUUGUGCUGAUGACAUUGGAAUUAUCACUCCCUAUCAAUCGCAGAUUCGUCAAAUUAAAGAUUUGUUACUUGAGGUGGAAGUGGAAACACCAAAAGUAGGUAGUGUGGAAGAAUUUCAGGGACAGGAACGUAAUGUCAUUAUAUUGUCCACUGUACGAUCGACGUCUGAUUAUAUUAAUGAAGAUUUAAAACAUGCUCUUGGAUUUGUUGCAUCGCCAAGACGAUUGAACGUUGCAAUUACUCGAGCUCGUGCACUUUUAAUUAUAAUUGGAAAUCCAUAUCUUUUAAAUGAAGAUCCAUAUUGGAGAACUGUUUUAAAUUAUUGUAUUGAACGUGAUGCAUACACUGGUUGUAGUGUUUCGACUCUUGAUAUGUAAAUGAGAAAAUAAUAUAUAUUAAUUUCAAAGACAAAAAAAAAAAAAAAAGAAUAAUACAAAUAAGAAUAAAAAUGUUCUAUUACAGUAAAAUAAUACAUCAAAUCAUAUAUAUAUGAAUCAAAUAUACGCCGCAUUGUACAGUAAAUAAGCAAUAUGUUUUUUUUUUUGUUUUAACUUAAAAAACGAUAAAUUUAAUUUGUUUAAAUUAAAAUUUUAUUUUUAUUCAUCUAUCAUUGUUAAUUUGUAAAUUAAUUUUGAUUAAUGACACUGUAUAGAUUGAUACUGAGCAAACGGGCGUACUUAAAUAAAACGAUUGUUUAAA